CUCACAGACGCAUGCAUUUGCAUCCACAAAAAUCAGGUGUCAAGCAUAGGCCUACAAUAACCUCUGCACAAAAUAUAUUGUCACCAUUUUUCAAGUAACGUAUUUUAUUUCAGUUAGCCCGCAAGUUUGUUUAUUUUGUAAAAAACAAUGGAUUCGGAGUAUUUGAAAAAGCGUCUCGGGAAAUGUCUGACCGAGGGCUUAGCAGAAGUUGCAGUGCAACGACCCUUGGAUCCCAUUGAGUUUCUGGCGCAGUGGAUUUACAAAUACAAAGAAAACCUCGACUACGAGGAGAAGAGGAGUGCCUACCUGGCAGAGCUGGAGAAGGAGCAGGCCAGAGCUAGGGACGAGGCCAUGCACCAGAAACUGCUUAAGGAGGAGGAGGACAAGCUCCGAGAGGCGCAGGAGGGACCCAAAGCAGAAGUGGAGGAGGAAGCACCUCUAUCAACUCAACUGGAGCGACCAAAGAAGUCCAACCCACCCAAACUGGAGGCAGUGAAGGAGGAUCAAGAGCCACCUCCACCUCCUGAAACAAGCACAGAGGCUGACACAGGAAGUGAUGCGGCACAGAUGCCUGGAGCAACAUCCGACCUCACCUCUCUAACGGCGACAGAGCCGCCCGAGGAAAGUGGAAGCAGUGCUUUGGAUGCCACAGCUGGAGACAAGGUGGCUUCAGGGGAACCCACCCAACACCUCACAGAACCGGAACCGGACCCAGAGGCGUCAGAAACCAAAACACACACUGCGGGUCAGACUCCUACGGAAAUGGUGGGGGAGACCUCUGACUUGAUCCAGGAAGAAAACCAUUCAGCGGCAAUCACGGCCACAGAAACACCUGAUGCUCCGAGCACCUCACAGUCAGAAGACAUGGCAGAGGCCAAGAAUGAGACACAGAACAUCUCGCCUCAGCAAACUGAGAUUCAGCCCCCAGAACAACAGGCAGAGAAGGUGAGCGACGCAUCUGAGAGACGUACACCUGUGCAGGUGAGCUCACCGGUUAAGGACGUGGAGGACGCUCAGCCUGAGCUGAACCCCGGAGAACACGCAUAUGGGGAACCACAGAGGGACGAGGGUGCCGUUGGGGGUUCCGAGGACAAGCUGAAAACGGGUGACACUGUUCCAGGUGGAGCUCUAGCUAGCAAUGAGGGGGAACAAAGGGGAGACACAGAGGCUGGCCUGGACGCCCACGAAGCUGACCAGCGUCUCCCUCAGUCGGAUGAGACAGAGACCGGAGAGCCGCAGAAACAGACCGAGUCACUGGAGCUCUCACAACAACAAUCUCAGGAGGAGUUGCCUCAGCCUGAUUCCAGCCACCUGAACCCAGCAGAGGAACUAGCAAAUGCAGGACCUGAGGCAUCUGUGGAACCAGAGAAAGCAGAGCCGUCUGUAAGACCAGCGAGUCGUGCUCGAGAAGACCCCAAGACAGACACACACGACGAUCAGGUCAAAGAGGACAAGCAGAAGGAAGAAGACGACAGCUAAAGUGAGCAUGUUGGGAUUACCAUAAAAAUAAAAAAAAAUGUUCAUCAUGUGCCCAACUAUCAAACCCCAUUAAACAUUAUUACAGGUUUGGGUAUUAAUGUAAUCUGUGACUGCUGUUAGCUUGAUGUUGAAAAACUGUUGUGCCAUAAAUGUUUGUUAUUUCUGCUA
Molecule: messenger RNA, 1647 nt
Organism: Sardina pilchardus (European sardine)
Lineage: Eukaryota; Metazoa; Chordata; Actinopteri; Clupeiformes; Clupeidae
Gene: dydc2
Product: DPY30 domain containing 2
Exons: 10
Coding region: 148-1479 (443 amino acids)
Cellular component (GO): Set1C/COMPASS complex
Source: RefSeq, a predicted model, not a curated record